AUGGAGCUGGGGGGCCCUGGGGCGCCGCCCCCGCUGCUCCCCGCGCUGCUGCUGCUCCUGGGGAUCGGCCUCCUGCCGGCUCCCCUCCCCGCCCUGGAAGCCCAGCAGGGUACCAGGGCUCACGCAGAGGAACGGCUUCUGAAGACCCUCUUCUCUGGCUACAACAAGUGGUCCCGGCCAGUGGCCAACAUCUCCGAUGUGGUCCUUGUUCGCUUCGGCCUGUCCAUUGCCCAGCUCAUUGACGUGGAUGAGAAGAACCAGAUGAUGACAACGAACGUGUGGGUGAAGCAGGAGUGGUAUGACUACAAGCUGCGCUGGGACCCCAGGGACUACGAGAACGUCACCUCCAUCCGCAUUCCCUCCGAGCUCAUCUGGAGGCCAGACAUCGUCCUCUAUAACAAUGCGGAUGGGGACUUCGCGGUUACUCACCUGACUAAGGCCCACCUGUUCCACGACGGGCGGGUGCAGUGGACACCACCCGCCAUCUACAAGAGCUCCUGCAGCAUCGAUGUCACCUUCUUCCCCUUCGACCAGCAGAACUGCACCAUGAAGUUCGGGUCCUGGACCUACGACAAGGCCAAGAUCGACCUGGUGAGCAUGCACAGCCGUGUGGAUCAGCUGGACUUCUGGGAGAGCGGGGAGUGGGUCAUCGUGGACGCCGUGGGCACCUACAACACGCGGAAGUACGAGUGCUGCGCCGAGAUCUACCCCGACAUCACCUACGCCUUCAUCAUCCGGCGCCUGCCGCUCUUCUACACCAUCAACCUCAUCAUCCCGUGCCUGCUCAUCUCCUGCCUCACGGUGCUGGUCUUCUACCUGCCGUCAGACUGCGGCGAGAAGAUCACGCUGUGCAUCUCUGUGCUGCUGUCGCUCACCGUCUUCCUGCUGCUCAUCACCGAGAUCAUCCCGUCCACCUCACUGGUCAUCCCGCUCAUCGGCGAGUACCUGCUCUUCACCAUGAUCUUCGUCACGCUCUCCAUCAUCAUCACCGUCUUCGUGCUCAACGUACACCACCGCUCGCCGCGCACGCACACCAUGCCUGCCUGGGUGCGCAGGGUCUUCCUGGACAUUGUGCCACGCCUGCUCUUCAUGCAGCGGCCUUCCGUGGUCAAGGACAACUGCCGGCGGCUCAUCGAGUCGAUGCACAAGAUGGCCAGCACCCCACGCUUCUGGCCUGAGCCUGAGGGGGCACCUGGCAUCCCUAGUGGCUCCCGCAGCCAGGGUUCAUCUCCCGUCCCAUCCUUCAGUGUCCCUCCGGAGAAACCGGUGGAAGCUCAGCCUUCCUGCAAGUCACCCUCUGGCCAGGCGCCUGCUCUGCAGACCCCAGGGGCUGAGAAGGGCAGCCCCUGCCCUUCACCUAAGCCCUGCCCCCCACCCAGCAGCACUGGGGCCUCAGGGCUCACCAAAGCCAGGUCCCUGAGCGUCCAGCACGUGCGCAGCCCCCAUGAAGCGGCAGAAGGCAGCGUCCGGUGCCGAUCUCGGAGCAUCCAGUACUGCGGACCCCGGGAUGGAGCUACCUCGCAGGCUGGCAGCCCGACGGCAGACUCCCCCACCUCUCUGAAGACCCCCCCAGCUGAGCUGCCCCCAGACCAGCCCUCUCCCUGCAAGUGCACAUGUAAGAAGGAGCCACCGGUGGUGUCCCCGGUCACUGUGCUCAAGGCCCGCGGCACCACAGUGCCACCCCAGCACCUAUCCCUGUCACCUGCCCUGACUCGGGCAGUUGAGGGUGUCCAGUACAUUGCUGAUCACCUGAAGGCAGAGGACUCAGAUUUCUCGGUGAAGGAGGACUGGAAGUACGUGGCCAUGGUCAUCGACCGCAUCUUCCUGUGGAUGUUCGUCAUCGUCUGCCUGCUGGGCACUGUGGGCCUGUUCCUGCCACCCUGGCUGGCUGGCAUGAUCUAGGGAUGGCGCUGGUGUGGCCCAGGCACCUACAGGAUGCGGCAGGGCCGGGCCUGCUUGUCCCUGAACCACCAACUCCGUGGGGCAGGCCAUUUUUUGUCCCCCCUCUCCAUACCUGCUGUGAGACAGCCUUGGAAAGAGCCACUGCCUCCCAAGGGAGCUGGGGUUGGGUACUGGCUCUGUCAUGCAGUUGCCAGGGAGGGAACAGGGGGCUGGCGUGGGAUUGUUCUGUCCACAGGGCAGUGUCACGGUGAGGCCCCA
Molecule: messenger RNA, 2160 nt
Organism: Octodon degus (degu)
Lineage: Eukaryota; Metazoa; Chordata; Mammalia; Rodentia; Octodontidae
Gene: Chrna4
Product: cholinergic receptor nicotinic alpha 4 subunit
Exons: 7
Coding region: 1-1902 (633 amino acids)
Biological process (GO): regulation of membrane potential; signal transduction; monoatomic ion transmembrane transport
Cellular component (GO): neuron projection; postsynaptic membrane; synapse
Molecular function (GO): acetylcholine-gated monoatomic cation-selective channel activity; transmembrane signaling receptor activity
Source: RefSeq, a predicted model, not a curated record